CGAACUCCUGGGCUCAAAGGAUCCUCCUGCCUCAGCCUCCCAUGUAGCUGGGACUUCAGGCGCAUGCCACCACACCUGGCUAAGCCCCAGGAUUUAGCGGGAAAAGUGAAAUAACCAAGUGAGAUUAGAAUGGAGUUUUGUGGGAUUGGGGCCAAACCCAAAGGGGAGAUGCUUGAGGAGCCUCCUGGUGGAAGUGGGGCUCCAGUGAAGGACUUGUCAGAUUUGGAACAAGCAGGAAGGACCUGGGGAUUUGCAUGGUAUGGUGGAAGCCAUGGAAAGUUCUUGAGCAGGGAAUAGGAAACAUCAUACAGUACUUCUGGGAGAAGACCGGCUGCAUGGGGUUGGGGAGGGAGGGCAGCGUGCAGGCCUGAGGCCGGGACUUCAGGCAGAAGGGUGCUGACUCUAAGGAUGUGGCCCUUGCCAUCCUCAGGGGCUCCUGUGUCCUCCCUGGGUCAACCAGGUAAGCUGUUUCUCCCACCUUUUCCUGCCAUAAGGGGCCGAGUCUCUGUAUUUCCCCUAGCACCCUCGUGGCUCAGCUCAGUUUCCUCCUCCUCCUCAACCCCAGUGUCAUAACUUAGAAGCCACCAACCUCUAAGGUGUCCAGAUGAGGAAAUAGGCCUAUAAACAACACUCAUUUCACUGAGGUCUCAUAGUAAUCCACGGGGCUGGAAGUAGAACAUAGGCCUCCUAGCCUCUGGGCACACCUGGCUCCCUGCAGCCCCCACUCCUCAGACCCCUUCCCCCAGCAGCAGCUGCUGAGCACUCCUUAAGUGGAUCUGCCCUAAUCCUCUUCCCUUCAUCACCCAGGGAGGAUGAGCUGGUGUUAAGACUAAUACAGCCGUUAAUCCUGUUUCCUCCCAGCCAUGAUCCCCAGGAGCAUCUGGGUGGAGGGCAUCUGGGUUCUGGACCAGAAAGUAGAGCUGGUAUGCCAGGAGGCCACGUUAGAUCAGGGAAACUCCAUUCACCAAGGCCAUGGAAGUGGAGGCUGCAGAGGCCCGGUCCCCAGCCCCCGGCUACAAGCGCUCUGGCCGCCGCUACAAGUGCCUGUCCUGUACCAAGACAUUUCCAAAUGCACCCAGGGCAGCGCGCCAUGCUGCCACACACGGGCCAGCAGACUGCUCUGAGGAGGUGGCUGAGCUGAAGCCAAAGCCGGAGACAGAAGCUAAGGCAGAGGAAGCCAGUGGGGACAAGGUGUCAGGCUCUGCGGCUAAGCCUAGGCCCUAUGCGUGUCCGCUGUGCCCCAAGGCCUACAAGACGGCACCCGAGCUGCGCAGCCACGGGCGCAGCCACACGGGAGAGAAGCCUUUUCCGUGCCCCGAGUGCGGCCGCCGCUUCAUGCAGCCCGUGUGCCUGCGCGUGCACCUGGCCUCCCACGCUGGCGAACUGCCCUUCCGCUGUGCGCACUGCCCCAAGGCCUAUGGCGCACUCUCCAAGCUCAAGAUCCACCAGCGCGGCCACACGGGCGAGCGGCCCUAUGCCUGCGCUGACUGCGGCAAGAGCUUUGCUGACCCUUCAGUGUUCCGCAAGCACCGGCGUACUCACGCUGGCCUGCGGCCCUACAGCUGUGAGCGUUGCGGCAAAGCCUACGCUGAGCUAAAAGACCUCCGCAACCAUGAGCGGUCCCACACCGGCGAGCGCCCCUUCCUCUGCUCCGAGUGCGGGAAGAGCUUCUCCCGCUCAUCCUCUCUCACGUGCCACCAGCGCAUCCACGCAGCACAGAAGCCCUACCGCUGCCCGGCCUGCGGCAAGGGCUUCACGCAGCUCAGUUCCUACCAGAGCCAUGAGCGCACACACUCGGGGGAGAAGCCCUUCCUGUGCCCGCGCUGCGGCCGCAUGUUCUCCGACCCCUCGAGCUUCCGGCGCCACCAGCGCGCGCAUGAGGGGGUGAAGCCAUACCACUGCGAGAAGUGCGGCAAGGACUUCCGGCAGCCGGCUGACCUGGCCAUGCACCGGCGCGUGCACACGGGCGACCGGCCAUUCAAGUGCCUGCAGUGUGACAAGACGUUCGUGGCGUCCUGGGAUCUCAAGCGGCACGCGCUGGUGCACUCUGGCCAGCGGCCCUUCCGCUGCGAGGAGUGCGGACGAGCCUUUGCCGAGCGUGCCAGCCUCACGAAGCACAGCCGGGUGCACUCGGGGGAGCGCCCCUUCCACUGUAACGCGUGCGGAAAGUCCUUUGUGGUGUCAUCGAGCCUGAGGAAGCACGAGCGGACCCAUCGAAGCAAUGAGGCCGCGGGGGCGCCCCCUGCACAGGAGCUGGUGGUGGGGUUGGCGCUGCCUGUGGGUGUGGCAGGCGAGGGCUCAGCCACCCCAGCAGCAGGAACGGGGCUAGGGGACCCUCCAGCAGGGCUGCUAGGGCUGCCCCCGGAGUCAGGUGGUGUGAUGGCCACACAGUGGCAGGUGGUGGGCAUGACGGUGGAGCAUGUAGAAUGCCAAGAUGCCGGCGUCCGGGAGGCUCCUGGUCCCCUGGAAGGGGCAGGCGAGGUGGGGGGUGAGGAGGCUGAUGAGAAGCCCCCCCAGUUUGUGUGCCGAGAGUGCAAGGAGACCUUCUCCACAAUGACACUGCUGCGUCGGCACGAGCGCUCACACCCGGAGCUCCGGCCCUUCCCCUGCACCCAGUGCGGCAAGAGCUUCUCUGACCGAGCUGGGCUGCGGAAACACAGCCGCACUCAUAGCUCAGUGCGCCCCUACACCUGCCCCCAUUGUCCCAAGGCCUUCUUGAGUGCCAGCGACCUGCGCAAGCACGAACGUACCCACCCUGUGCCCAUGGGGACCCCCACACCCCUGGAGCCCCUGGCGGCUUUGCUAGGAAUACCUGAAGAGGGGCCGGCCUGAAACCCAUGACCCCCAGCACCACACUCCAGGAACCCAGCCCCCAUUGGGGGCUUCCUGUACCUCCUUUUGCCUGGCUCUGCUCUUUAGACUCCAGAUCCCUACCCCUCAGCAACUAGCUAACUUGUCGCCCAGCUAAGAGAGCUGGGACAAUGGAGGCUGGCAGCAGCUGAGACGUGACUGUCUAGGAGUAACACUCAUUAAAGCUUUCAUUUUGGCA
This is a messenger RNA of Rhinopithecus roxellana (golden snub-nosed monkey), 3049 nucleotides long. It is a transcript of the gene ZNF668, whose product is annotated as zinc finger protein 668. The transcript is spliced from 3 exons. Gene Ontology annotation, molecular function: RNA polymerase II cis-regulatory region sequence-specific DNA binding; DNA-binding transcription factor activity. Lineage: Eukaryota; Metazoa; Chordata; Mammalia; Primates; Cercopithecidae. The record is from RefSeq and is a predicted model, not a curated record. Gene Ontology annotation, biological process: regulation of transcription by RNA polymerase II. The coding region runs from base 973 to 2832 and encodes 619 amino acids.